AUGAAGUUCACUCAGGUCUUCGGUAUUGCCGCUCUUUUGGCCUCUGCGGCCUCUGCGCUCCCUUUGGUUCGCUCCACCAACAGCACUUCCUCUUCUUCUACGGGUGGUGGUGUGACCAUCAACAACAACAUGGACCAGACCAUCUAUCUGUGGUCCGUGUCUGAUGACUUCAACGCCCCGAUGGUGACCGUCCCCAAGGGUCAGAGCUACUCCGAGAACUGGCGCAUCAACCCCAACGGCGGUGGCAUCUCGAUCAAGAUGGCCACCACCCCCAGCCAGGCCGACGUCCUGCAGUUCGAGUACACCCUGGCCAACCCCACCAUCUUCUGGGACCUGUCUUGCAUCAACAUGGGCACCAACUCCUUGUUCACCAAGGUCGGCUUCGCUGUCACCUCCAACAACCCCCAGUGCGAGUCCGCCACCUGCGCUCCUGGCGACACGGCCUGCGCGGAUGCCUACCUCGUUCCGGACGACAACCAGGCCACUCGCGGCUGUGAUGCUGACACCCACUUGACUCUGAACAUUGGCAGCUCCAGCUCUUAA
Rasamsonia emersonii CBS 393.64 is the source of this 543-nucleotide messenger RNA. RefSeq lists its product as uncharacterized. The transcript has a single exon. The record is from RefSeq and is a predicted model, not a curated record. The coding region runs from base 1 to 543 and encodes 180 amino acids. Lineage: Eukaryota; Fungi; Ascomycota; Eurotiomycetes; Eurotiales; Trichocomaceae.